This is a messenger RNA of Prorocentrum cordatum, 310 nucleotides long. The record is from the annotation of a GenBank genome assembly. Lineage: Eukaryota; Dinophyceae; Prorocentrales; Prorocentraceae.
UCUCAAGGAGACGGUGGCGGCGGUGGCGAGCGUCGUGGCUGCUGGCUCUUCGUCGUUGGCGUCGAACGCGGUCGCCUUCCUCAAGGAGACCGUGGCGCCGAUGGCGCCGCUGUCCGUGGGCGCGGCAACCGCGACGCUGUACAUGGGCGCGGCCAAACAUAUCCUGGACCACAUCAGGAGGGCCCAGAGCUGCGCGGAGGCGGCGGCGGACGCGCGCAGCAAAGCCGCGGCCGCGUUCCAGCGCGAGGCGGCGAGGUCGGCGUCGGUGCGCGCCGACGUCGAGCAGGCGACGCGGCCGCGCGGCCGCUGA